CGAGGAAGAUGAUAGAAAAGAAAUGGCACAAGGCAGUGAAGGUAAAGCAAAUAAUUUGUGAGCAUAGUCUACUCGUACUUUGAAAUUAUUCUGUACUAUUUCACCCAGAGCCAGCUCACACCAAAUAGCGCUUUGUCUUAUUUUCCAGGAUUUCUACUGUCGAUUUGACAUCAGCCGUACCUUGCCACAUGCGAGGUAUAGCACUCGGCAUGGUCCCGCACGGGUGAUGGUCAUGUCUUUGAUGGGGGCUUGGAGGCAAUUCUGCCUCGAAAACAGAGAAUCAAAGGUGGGAUACACCCUUUUUACGACACUACGCCCCAAGAAUGUGCGGAGGCUGGGCUCAGUGCCAGCAGAGACAUGCUUGUGCAUACUGCCUUAACAUAAAGUAAGUGGUUAAGCUGUAAAAUUAUAAUCAUCAGUGUUGUGAAACAUUUUCAGCUCUCUUCAAUAGUGCUAGGGCAUAAUUUCCCUUUAAAAAAAAUUUUGCAGAUACAAGAUAGAUGCUCUGAACAGGGUGCUUUCCGCCAGUGGGGAACCUGUGCUGCCCUCAGAGGAUAAGCUGCUGAGGCUUAUCUGCUGCCAAUUUGCGAAGACUCCAAAGGCAGACUGCAUAUUUGGCAAGGGAUUGUUUUCUCAAUUUUGUUUCAACAGCCAGUAAUAUUACUUUUUUUUCAGCCCACUUCAGAUCAUUCAUACCAUUAAACAUCAUUAUUGUAAGGGUUUUCUUUGCAACUUAUUUACUCUGCAGGGACUUGUGAUGAGUGUGCUGACACACUGAGAGAGGUGAGGUUGUUGGUGCAGCCAAUUGUGCACAAACAACUGUGUUGGAGCAAGUGGGGAAGGAGAAGGGAGGAUGGCAAGCUGGACAUCACGACAUGUUCCGGGAGUGUGGCGUAAGUUCACAGAUGUCUUUAUACCAUACCAGGAAUAUUUUGUAUUUCACCCCUACCCCCUUGUCCAAGAAAGCUUAUAUAAGGCAGUUUACUUACAAAUUAAUAUCUACAUACUUGUAUUUCAGAGAUCUUCAGUGUCUCCAACAAGGGAUUGACAACAUGACGAAGACUGCCACAUUUCGGGAACAUAUUUUUACUGCCCACUGGCAGCAAACGCAAUACCGUGAGCUGAAGUAUUCUCUGACGCCAGGUUUGUCAUAAAGUUUAUUUUAUUCUAGCACUUUACAUUAAAAUUUGUACUGCCUUUGGAUCUAGAACACUAGCACUAGAUCUAUGCUUGCUAAUAUUGGUCACAAACUAAAGAUCAUUUCAAAAGCUGUAUUAUAUUCAUUUACUGAGAUUUUUUUUUAAAUUUCAGGGGAAGUCCUUAUGGUGGAGGAUUUCGCAGAGAACAGGAAAGCGACUUUCUCUGAAGAGGUCAAGUCUGCCCACUUUGCCAAGAGGCAAAUAACCCUCCACCCAAUAGGGUGCUAUUGGAAAGACCAGCGUGGGCAGCUCUUCCGGCACGUGCUGAUGUAUCUGUCUGACGACAUUAAACAUGAUCAUCAUGCCGUGCAGUAUUUUACUGCACAUGCCUACGACAUGUGGGAGAGCUGGUCAACCUGAAUAGAGUUAUACUCUAUAGUGAUGGCUGUGCUUCCCAGUAUAAGGGAAAAGGAUCCAUGGCAGACCUCUCACUUUUCCAGGGACUGGAGGUUGAGCGGGUCUACUAUGGAUCCGAGCAUGGAAAAGGUGAGGCUGAUGGUGAGACCGGAGUCCUCUCUCAACAAGUACGCAAAGCCGUGCUGGGAGGACAGGUCAAUAUCCGUCAUGCCAAUGAUCUGUUCAAGUGGGCCUCUGAGAAUCUGAGUGUCAAGAAGGAAUUCUCGGCACGAACUUUCUUCUUGAUCUCAGACAUCAGCAGAGACCGGCCUGAGACCAGCAUUAAAACUCGUCGGCACCAGGAAGUUCCAUCAGGUCCAACGACUGGCAGACUACUUUUUAAGGAGCAGACGGCUGACAUGUUUCUGCACUGCGUGCAGACGCAACUUGCCCAGCUUCUGUGUCAACUUACAGUAUGUAGGUCCUUGGACUGAACACCAUUUGUCCAGGUAGGUUCUAAUGGUUUCAGAUUUACUGUUAAAUUAAUGAACUGUUAUUUGAUGCUUUGAUAGAACAAAUCUUUUAAAAAAAACUUAUAUUCUGAUUAUAAACAUUCUCAGACUCCAUGAAAAUCUCGACGAGGCUUUUAUCCAGGCUCCUGUGGAUGAAGGGGAGGCACAGCAGGAGGAGGAGGCACAGCAGGAGGAGGAGGAGGCACAGCAGCAGGAGGAGGA
Messenger RNA from Aplysia californica (California sea hare), 2269 nucleotides. RefSeq lists its product as uncharacterized. The record is from RefSeq and is a predicted model, not a curated record. The transcript is spliced from 2 exons. The coding region runs from base 1616 to 2029 and encodes 137 amino acids. Lineage: Eukaryota; Metazoa; Mollusca; Gastropoda; Aplysiida; Aplysiidae.